AUGUUUUCCGCUUCAUUCGAUGAGCUCUCGUCGUUUGUUCUUCCACAACAAUGUCAAACACGGGUUCAGAAUUCGGUUUGUCACAUCGAACUCAAUGUUGAUUUUGAAGCUCGUCGAGUGUCAGUUGUAUUUGAUUAUCACGGUGAUCAUGCUGAUAUGUCGACUGACAUCGAUUUAAAAUCCGACAUGGAAAUGGAAGUACGUGAGGCAUCAUUCAAUUUUCAGCGUAACAAAAUAUCGAAAGCUACUUGGAUCAAUUUUUGCACUACGAGUGAUGAAUGUGAUAAACGGUAUAUGGAUAGUCAAAUUUCACACAUAGCAAAAAAUGAUAAGUGGCCCAUAUUCGACAAUAUUUCUUCAUUGAUCUACUCUUCGUCAUCAGAAAAUCUACAAUGCCAUUUGGAUGAUAUCUUGAAAGUUUGUCCAAAUCAGCAUGUUUGUGGCUAUACUCUUAGCCCUCAAUCGAAUAAUGGCAAACCAGACUAUACUUGCCAGCCAAAACCAGCUGAUGGGCAGAUGAUCUUCUUUCAAACUCAUAGAUCAAAGACAACCCCAUCAUUGUCGGCAGACCUAAAGAAAUAUGAUAUACUCAAUUAUACGUGCAAUGUUGACAAUUGCAAUAGUCCAACAAUCUCCACUGAAAUCAGACGUAUACUCAAUUUCGAAGUGGAGGUAUUCAUAAUUAAUUCUAGCCAUUCAAUCCUUUUCGGCACGAAAGCUUUUCUUUUUCUAUUUUAUGCAUCGAUUUUUGUUGUUAUUGCUUAA
Messenger RNA from Rotaria socialis, 765 nucleotides. The record is from the annotation of a GenBank genome assembly. Lineage: Eukaryota; Metazoa; Rotifera; Eurotatoria; Philodinida; Philodinidae.